ACUUGCUCACCAGAGUUUCACAGUCUGACCUGAAACUCAGUAUGUAACCCUGACAGAGAAACAGCAUUAUGCGGGGACAGAGAGAUAUCAUUGCGGCUGUUCUGCUGCUGUGCGCUGGCAGAGCGCUGUGCUCUGAUGGUGCAGAGAAUCAGGUCUGCAGGUCCAGUGACGAGGCGGUGUGUUUUGUGCCAGCUGACUAUCUGAAUGCAUCUGGUCCUGUCAGCGUAGAGCUGUCUGUGGGGAAGAAACUCAUCGUCUCCCUGGAUGGCCUCGCUGGAGAUCCUGUCUGCCACUGGAUCAGAGGAAUGGAUCCAGUGCUAAAUGGGAGUCACUCCUUGGUCAUGCCGCCGCUUUCUGAGACAGAUUCAGGGAAUUACACGCUGCUCUGUGAAACCAGCAAUGCGACCAGGUCUUCAGUAACUGUGCAUCUUCACGUAAUCAGGAAACGUCCCACAACACCUCAGCUGAUGUUGACUCGUGUAAAUGUCAGAAGGUCUUCCCCCUAUUUUAACUGCACCUCUGAGGGCUCCCCAAAGCCCACAAUCCAAUGGUCUGGCAUUGGUGGGAAAAAUGUUCCUGGAAACGACGCAAAGUCAGAGAACCCGAUAACGAGUAGUAACUAUCAUGAAAAAGGAGUGAUGUGCUGUGCGACCAACAGUGAAGGACAAGAAUGCACCCAGCUGUAUGACUAUGACAUAGAGAGUCACUUCAUGACAAAGGAUGAGGUUUCUAAUGUGACCCUGAGUCCUGGUCAGUCUUUACUGCUGCGCUGCCGAGGACUAGGCUCCACAUCACCCCAGUGGGAAUAUGGUGGCAAAAUACUGGAUGAAGAAACAUUACCAUGUGGAAAACAGAAGGAGAUGUGCAUUAAAAAUGAUUCACAUUUCGCAAGUGUGAUGACUUACCUGUCUAUCAGGUCAGUGAGUGAGGAGCACAAUGGCACAUACACUUGCAGGAGUCCGGAGAAUAAAACUAAGUCAGUUUAUAUUCAUGUCCAAGCUGAGGGUUUCCUCUCCGUCCAGUUGGAUGAAGUCAAGACCAUAUCUGCUUUGAAUGCAUCCAGAACCUGUUUGCAUGCCAAUAUUUCCUACCAUCCUGUUCUCCAGCACUGUUCCUGGGAGGCUCCUGAUGAAAAUGUGACUAAGUGUAUCAGGGAUACUUGGGUGACAAAGCACAGGACGGUGAAGCUCUGUGAUCCACUCAGAUCAGGAGAUUAUAAAUUACAUCUGGAGGCCGGAGGACAAAAACAAACAAAGACAAUAUCAGUGUGUGUCGCUGGCAAACCAAAGUUCACAUUCAGGUCCAACAAUGAUAAUGAUACCUUCACUUUUGAGACUGAAAGUCCUGUACCAGCUAAUUACACUUGGAUGUCGUGCUCUUCAUCCAAUGACAGCUGUGAAUCAGAAUCUUCCUGGAAAGAGAUCCCAGAUGCCAAUCAGGCAGACACUGAUGUCCUCUGUAACAAGAUGAUCAAGAGCUCAGUGAGCAGAAAUCUGGUGGAUGUACACUAUUUGAAGUUUUGCUUGACAAACGCAGUUGGCACCUGGUGUAAAACUAGACUCAUAUACCAUCCACACUCAGAGGCUUCCAUAGGUGGUGAGCCACCAAAUGAAAAUGGCUUGAUGCUGCUGAAAAUUUGCAGUUUGAUUCUGCUCGCAGCUUUGACAGUAGUCAGCGUGGUGCUCAUGUACUUUGUCAAAAAGAAGAAACCCCAGUAUCAGCCUCAGCUGCAGAUCAUCCAGAUGGUUGGACCCAAUGACAACGAUUACAUCUACAUCAACUUCAAGGACUUUGAGUACGACAAGAAAUGGGAGUUUCCCAGAGAGAACCUGGAACUGGGGAAAGAACUGGGCUCUGGAGCUUUUGGCAUGGUGGUGCAGGCAACAGCUUAUGGCAUCAACAAGCCUGGAGUGUCACAGCAGGUGGCCGUCAAGAUGCUUAAAGACAAACACCAGUCGGUGGAGAAGGAGGCUCUGAUGUCAGAACUCAAGAUGCUGACUCACGUCGGCCACCAUGCCAACAUCGUCAACCUGCUGGGUGCAUGCACUGAGACGGGACCCAUAUACCUGAUCUUCCAGUACUGCCCUUAUGGAGACCUGCUGAACUACCUGAAACACAACAGUGAACGCUACCACAAGUCUGUGACGGAUGCUUUUACUAAGGAUCGAUUCAGGAGCCUCUACCACAACCUGCAGCCCAAGAAAAACCCAUGUGAGCCAGAUGCAACAUUGGACAAUUACGUGCCCAUGUACGGCUCCUCUGCCACCAGAGGGCAGGAGGACAUCGCCCUGCUCACUCUUAACUCCAGCGACAUGGACGGCUAUGAAGAUCCAGAGGGCUUCGACAGCCCAGACGAUCAGACAGAAGACCUGCAGGCCCUGACCUUUGAUGACCUCCUGAGCUUUGCUUUCCAAGUGGCCAAAGGAAUGGAUUUCCUCUCCUCCAAGAACUGUAUCCACCGUGACCUGGCAGCUCGAAACGUGUUGGUGACGAAGGGCAGGCUGGUGAAAAUCGGUGACUUUGGUUUGGCUCGAGACAUCGACAAUGACACCAACUAUGUCGUGAGAGGAAACGUGCGUUUGCCGGUGAAGUGGAUGGCACCAGAGAGCAUCUUUGAGGGGAUGUACACCAUGAAGAGUGACGUCUGGGCUUACGGCAUUCUGCUCUGGGAGAUCUUCUCACUCGGUGUCACUCCGUACCCAGGCAUGAAGGUGGAUCACGCCUUCUAUUCGAUGAUUGAGAGAGGAUUUAAGAUGGAGUGUCCAUAUUACGCAAACGAGUCUGUUUAUGAGAUCAUGUGCAAGUGCUGGGCCCUGGAUCCCUCCAGCCGUCCAUCUUUCUCCAAGCUGGUGUCCUUCAUGUGCGACCAGCUGACAGACAGAGAGGAGAAGCUCUAUCACAACAUGCUCGACCAGUCUUCCAGCGACUACCAGAAUGCAGCGGCUAUUUUGGACAUUUCUGCCUUGACAAAGCUCAGCGACAACAAGACGCAGUCGGCCAACGACUACUGCAAAAACCACGUGAGUGACGAAAGCAAAGUAGAAAUGCCCGAGUCAGACGCCGUGGCAGCUAAAGAGGAAGAACCUCUGAAGCCAUGUGAUGCAGAGUGAUCUCCUAUUACGUGUCGAUGCUCAAACAGUUUAAUCUAUGUAACCGUUUAGAUAAGAUUCUUCUCAUAUAAUAAUCUCAACAUUGACAAUCGAAUGUACUUUUUUCAUAUGCUAUUGAAAUAGAAGUAUUAAGAUGCUUAUUGUUGAUGGGGUAGAAUACAACAUAUGUAGCAAAUAAUAACAUAAUCUGCAGGGUUUAUUCAUAGAUAUAGCUAUUUAGUGAACCACAUUUACCAGCCACUUUAUUAGGAACAUCUGUUAAAUCUAAUACAACAUAAUGAGAUGGAUCCUCCACAAAUUCUACCUUUUUGAAGCUUUAAAGUUUUCAGUUUUGUUAAUGGUGUCAAGAAGAUGAUAGUUCUACAUUUAGUUGAUUAUUGGGGAUUAUCAGUGGGAGUUAAUGGUGAACUGGACGGCGUUAUAUUUGAAAUAGUUCCAAAUAAUUUACCCUCUUCAUGUAUGUCAUGCAUUGUUAUGUAAAAACUGUAUUUUUUCUAUUCUCUUGGGGGGGUUGUGCAGCUAAAAGUUAAAAGUUGGUUUCAAGACUAUAAUUUAGACAUGUAUAUAUGGCAACAACCUUUUAACUUAAAGUCUUAUUAUGCUAUAAAAUAGACACAAAUGUAUCAGCAGCUAUUACAAGACAUUUAAAUUUCAUUAUUUUACACAUGUAUAUCUUUUUAUACCAUGCUUUUAAUGUUUUAAUGGAAUUUUUAUGCUGUAUUGUAUCAGGUUAAGUCUAAGUAUUAUACCUGCAAUAAAAUGUACUUUAUUCAUUAAA
This is a messenger RNA of Acanthochromis polyacanthus (spiny chromis), 3888 nucleotides long. It is a transcript of the gene flt3, whose product is annotated as fms related receptor tyrosine kinase 3. The record is from RefSeq and is a predicted model, not a curated record. Gene Ontology annotation, cellular component: signaling receptor complex. Gene Ontology annotation, biological process: multicellular organism development; positive regulation of kinase activity; B cell differentiation. Gene Ontology annotation, molecular function: transmembrane receptor protein tyrosine kinase activity; ATP binding. The transcript has 24 exons. NCBI's taxonomy places the organism in Eukaryota, Metazoa, Chordata, Actinopteri, Pomacentridae. The coding region runs from base 69 to 3110 and encodes 1013 amino acids.